Symbiodinium natans is the source of this 1601-nucleotide messenger RNA. The record is from the annotation of a GenBank genome assembly. NCBI's taxonomy places the organism in Eukaryota, Dinophyceae, Suessiales, Symbiodiniaceae.
AUGGGAUCUGAAGCCCAUAGUCACGAAGCACUGUCGCGGCAGACGCAUCUGGCAAUCCUGAUCAACGGACGAUGGCAGCCAGAAGAGCAGCCAGUCGACUGGUGCGACAGCAUGCUCGAAGACACGUGCGAGGACUUGGAGAGCAGAGACCACUCGAUUCGCGACUCCGAACAGGCGGACUUCGAGGACGGGUUCGACGACUGGGACUGGGUCGACAGUGAGAUGCAGCGCGAAGCCGAGGAAGAUGCGCGUGAGAGAGUACAGUGGAGCAAAGAAAUGGAAAUCCAGAAUGAAUACCGCCAGCGUCUCGCCAACAUGACGGUGAAGUACCUGAACAUGCAAGGUAGCGAAAUCCACACCUCGAAGCCUUAUCCACUCUGCCAUGUCGAACCGUGCGAGUCUUUCCGGGAAGCCUGGCUGCACACUUUGCACGAAGGAAACAGCCCAGAUCGCCGUCUCUCCCUGCGCCAACUACGUCUCAGACGACAAGAAAUUAAGAAGCCUAUCCCGGCGGAAACGCUGCAAUAUCGCAGCGCCAGGGAAGUCUUGCUUCACGAUUUGGACAGCGGUCCUGCAGGACCCAUCCCCCUCGACACCACGAAGCUGGUCUUGGGCGGGGGCGUGAUCACAGACACCUGGAGCUGGCGUGAACUGUUGGGUCACAGCUUGAGCAACGACGUCGUGCACGUGCAAGUUGUCUACAUCUCAGAGAAAGCCACAGGUGCAAAAUCUGAGGAUUCAGGAUUCGUUGCCAUGGCCCCUUGUCAUCGGUGCGGCUUCGGGACAAGGAGCGGCAGAGGACAGGGAUGGUGCAGCAAUCCGCAGUGCCGCCAAGCCGAAAAAGAGGAGUGCCUGGCCCAGAAGAGCGCAGAGAAAAUUGUUUGGCAGCAACAACGGGCAGCGCAGGGAGCGGGCAGUCGUGGACCCUUGCGCGAAGAGAACAGCAGAAAGGCAGAGCGCCGACAGCUGCAUGAGGAAAGGGCGCGGGCAAAGGCAGAGGAGGAAGCAGGCGGCCGUGGACCUUUGCGUGAAGAAGACAGCAAAGAAGCAGAGCGCCGACAGCUGCGUGAGGCAAGGGCGCGGGCAAAGGCAGAGGAGGAAGCGGGCGGCCGUGGACCUUUGCGGGAAGAAGACAGCAAAGAAGCAGAGCGCCGACAGCUGCAUGAGGCAAGGGCGCGGGCAAAGGCAGAGGAGGAAGCGGGCGGCCGUGGACCUUUGCGGGAAGAAGACGGCAAAAGGGAAGAGCGCCGACAGCUGCGUGAGGCAAGGGCACGGGCAAAGGCAGAGGAGGAAGCGGGCGGCCGUGGACCUUUGCGGGAAGAAGACAGCAAAGAAGCAGAGCGCCGACAGCUGCGUGAGGCAAGGGAGCGGGCAAAGGCAGAGGAGGAAGCGGGCGGCCGUGGACCUUUGCGGGAAGAAGACGGCAAAAGGGAAGAGCGCCGACAGCUGCGUGAGGCAAGGGCGCGGGCAAAGUCAGAGGAGGAAGCGGGCGGCCGUGGACCUUUGCGGGAAGAAGACAGCAAAGAAGCAGAGCGCCGACAGCUGCGUGAGGCAAGGGAGCGGGCAAAGGCAGAGGAGGGAGUGGGCGGCCGAGGGCCCAG